CACUCAGCCCGCGCCCAUCCCAUGCCCACUGCGGCGUCGUCGUCGCCUUUCGCGGCAGCGAUGGCGGGCCAGCACCAGCCGGCCCUCCCCGUCUUCCUGCGUCCGGCGCUCCUCCACGGCCUCGGCGCCGGGGCCCACCUCCUGCUCGCGCUCGCCGUCGCGGCCCGCCUCCUCUUCGCCGCCGGCCCCCGCGGCAAGGAACCAGCGGCCGCAGCAGGGAGAGGCAGCGGCGCCGGGUUCCGGUGGGGCCGGUUCGCGGUGCGCGCCACGUGGGCUCUGGCGGCCUUCGAGGUCUUCCUCGGCGCCUACUCGCUCGUCUCGUGGUACCUCGACAACAGCGGCGGCGGCAGCGGGGCCGGGUGGGGGCCGCCCGACGCCGUGGCCGACCAGGCGGACGCCGCGGCGCGCGCAGUGGCGUGGCUGCUGCUCGCGGCCUACCUGCAGCUCCAGUACCGCGGCCGCGGGGAGGAGCGGUUCGCCGCGCCGCUCAAGCUCUGGUGGGCGCUAUUCAUGCUCCUCUCCGCCCUCGCCCUCGCCGUCCACGCUGCCACGAGUCUCUCCUACGGGCUCCCCGUGCCCGCGCUUCCGUGGGCGCGCGACGCCGUUGAGGUCCUAGCAGCCGUGGCGCUAGUAGUCGCCGGGUUCUCGGCCAAGACGACGGGCGGCUCUGCUUCUGAGGAACCUCUGCUCAACGGCGCGAGCGAGGGCCGCAGCGACGACACCGUCGAUGCUUCCAUCUUCACGAGCGCCGGCUUCCUCAGCGUCCUCACCUUCUCCUGGAUGGGCCCCCUGCUCGCCGUCGGCUACAGGAAGACCCUCGGCCUCGACGACGUCCCUGACCUUGAUCACGGCGACAGCGUGGCCGGCCUGCUCCCCUUGUUUAAGAAGAACCUGGAGGCACUCGCCGGCGAUGGCUCUGGCCCCAAGUUCACCGCGUUCAAGCUCACCAGGGCCCUUGUGCGCACUGUGUGGUGGCACAUCGCGGUGACCUCGCUCUACGCGCUCAUCUACAACUUGGCCACCUAUGUUGGCCCAUACCUCAUUGACUCCCUGGUGCAGUACCUCAACGGCGACGAGAGGUACGCCAGCAAGGGGAAGCUCCUUGUUGUCACAUUCAUCGUAGCCAAGGUGUUUGAGUGCUUGUCACAACGGCACUGGUUCUUCCGGCUACAGCAAGCCGGGAUACGUGCUCGGUCCGCGCUUGUCUCCGUCGUGUACCAGAAGGGGCUCUCUCUGUCCAGCAGCUCCAGACAGAGCCGCACGAGCGGCGAGAUGAUAAACAUCAUCAGCGUGGAUGCCGACCGAGUCGGCCUCUUCUCAUGGUACAUGCACGAUCUCUGGUUGGUACCACUCCAAGUAGGCAUGGCACUGUUCAUCUUGUACUCCACCCUCGGGGCAGCCUCACUUGCAGCGCUCGGUGCCACCAUUGUGGUCAUGCUUGCAAAUGUGCCUCCGAUGCGAAUGCAGGAGAAGUUCCAGCAGAAGCUGAUGGACUGCAAGGAUGUCAGGAUGAAGGCGACAUCUGAGAUCCUGCGCAACAUGAGGAUUCUUAAAUUGCAGGGGUGGGAAAUGAAGUUCUUGUCCAAGAUCAUUGACCUCAGGACCACAGAGACAAGCUGGCUCAAGAAGUACCUUUACACGUCGACCGCGGCCACCUUCGUGUUCUGGGGUGCCCCGACCUUCGUCGCUGUGGUAACCUUCGGAACUUGCAUGAUCUUAGGGAUACCAUUGGAGUCAGGGAAGGUGCUGUCUGCAUUGGCCACAUUCCGGGUGCUUCAAGAACCAAUAUACAACCUUCCUGACACAAUCUCAAUGAUGAUUCAGACCAAGGUGUCUCUUGACAGGAUAGCAUCUUUCCUAUGCCUUGAGGAGUUGCCGACGGAUGCUGUGGACAGGCUACCAAGUGGUAGCUCUAAUGUUGCAAUUGAGGUCAGCAAUGGGUGCUUCUCCUGGGACGGCUCACCUGAGCUGCCAACGCUGAAGGACCUGAAUUUUCAAGCUCAGCAAGGCAUGCGUGUUGCAGUCUGUGGGACGGUAGGCUCUGGAAAAUCAAGCUUGCUCUCUUGCAUUCUUGGUGAGGUGCCAAAGCUAUCAGGAGAGGUCAAGACUUGCGGAACAAUGGCAUAUGUCAGCCAGACGGCAUGGAUACAGAGUGGCAAAAUUCAGGACAACAUACUCUUCGGCAAGGAGAUGGACUGUGAGAAAUAUGACAGGGUCCUUGAGUGGUGUUCGCUGAAGAAAGACUUGGAGAUCUUGCCAUUCGGUGACAAGACAGUCAUUGGAGAGCGAGGCAUAAAUCUUAGCGGCGGGCAGAAGCAAAGGAUUCAGAUAGCCCGAGCUUUGUAUCAGGAUGCUGACAUCUAUUUGUUCGAUGAUCCAUUCAGCGCAGUCGAUGCUCAUACAGGAUCCCACCUUUUCAAGGAAUGCUUGCUUGGGGCUUUGGCUUCAAAGACGGUGGUUUAUGUCACUCACCAGAUUGAAUUCCUGCCUGCAGCUGAUCUUAUUCUGGUAAUGAAAGGUGGAAGAAUAGCACAAGCAGGCAAAUACAGCGAUAUACUUGGUUCAGGGGAAGAGCUAAUGGAGCUGGUUGGUGCUCACCAAGAUGCUCUCACAGCAUUGGAUGUGAUUGAUGUUGCUAACGGAGGCAGUGAGACAAUCUCUUUAAGCCUAUCCAGGUCAGUGUCAUCAGCUGAAGAGAAAGAUAGACAAAAUGGCAACGACGAUGGUGACAAGGUCCAGAGUGGGCAGCUGGUGCAGGAAGAAGAAAGGGAAAAAGGCAGGGUGGGGUUUUGGGUCUACUGGAAGUACCUCACAUUGGCUUACGGCGGAGCUCUCGUACCAUUUGUGUUGAUAGCACAGCUACUUUUCCAAGUACUUCAGAUUGCUAGCAAUUACUGGAUGGCUUGGGCUUCUCCUGUGUCAAAAGACGCUAAGCCUCCAGUGAGCACGUCGACACUGAUCUAUGUCUUUGUGGCAUUGGCUGUUGCAAGUUCGCUGUGCAUCCUCAUAAGGGCACUGUUUCUUGUGACAGCUGCAUACAAAACAGCAACUCUGUUGUUCAACAAGAUGCAUAUGGCCAUAUUCAGAGCUCCUAUGUCUUUCUUCGAUUCCACUCCAAGUGGGCGCAUCUUGAAUAGAGCUUCAACUGAUCAAAGCGAAGUGGAUACAAACAUUGCUUACCAGAUGGGUUCUGUUGCGUUUUCCAUCAUACAACUAGUUGGAAUUAUUGCGGUGAUGUCUCAGGUAGCAUGGCAGGUGUUUGUUGUAUUCGUUCCUGUGAUCAGUAUCUGCUUCGGCUACCAGCGCUACUACAUUGAGACGGCCAGAGAGCUCCAAAGGCUGGUAGGGGUUUGCAAGGCUCCUAUCAUACAACAUUUUGCUGAAUCAAUUACUGGAUCAACCACCAUCAGAAGUUUUGGCAAAGAGAAUCAGUUUGUAUCAACUAAUAGCCAUCUAAUGGAUGCCUACUCUCGACCGAAAUUCUACAAUGCUGCAGCAAUGGAGUGGCUUUGUUUCCGCUUGGAUACACUGUCGUCAUUUACAUUUGCAUUCGCUUUGGUAUUUCUGAUCAGUCUACCAACUGGUAUCAUCGAUCCAGGCAUUGCUGGUCUCGCGGUCACAUAUGGGCUUAACUUAAACAUGCUGCAAGCAUGGGUUGUGUGGAGCAUGUGCAAUUUGGAGAACAAAAUCAUAUCAGUAGAAAGAAUUCUGCAAUACAUAAGCAUUCCUGAAGAGCCCCCACUUUCAAUGUCAGAAAAUAAGUUGCCCCAUAACUGGCCGUCAGAGGGAGAAAUUCAGCUUCGUGACGUCCAUGUGAGAUAUGCUCCACAACUACCAUUUGUUCUGAAGGGCCUUAACGUCACUUUUCCUGGAGGCAUGAAGACUGGCAUUGUUGGAAGGACAGGAAGUGGUAAAUCAACACUCAUACAGGCCCUUUUCCGUAUUGUCGAGCCUACCGUCGGUCAGAUACUGGUAGAUGGUGUUGACAUCUGCACCAUCGGGCUGCAUGAUCUGAGAUCUAGACUUAGCAUCAUUCCACAAGAUCCAACGAUGUUUGAGGGAACUGUGAGGAGUAACCUUGACCCUCUUAACGAGUACAAUGACGAUCAAAUAUGGGAGGCCUUGGAUAACUGUCAGCUGGGAGAUGAGGUCAGGAAGAAGGAGCUGAAACUUGACUCACCAGUGAUCGAGAACGGAGAGAACUGGAGCGUGGGCCAGCGCCAGCUUGUCUGUCUUGGAAGGGUGAUCCUGAAACGGACCAAGAUACUUGUUCUGGACGAGGCCACUGCUUCAGUGGAUACCGCGACAGACAACAUGAUUCAGAAAACACUACGCGAGAAUUUCUCGGAGGCGACGGUCAUCACGAUUGCGCAUCGAAUCACCUCGGUCCUUGACAGCGACAUGGUCUUGCUCCUCGACAACGGUGUGGCCGUGGAGCGUGACACGCCAGCCAAGCUGCUGGAGAACAAAUCGUCUCUCUUCUCAAAGCUCGUAGCAGAGUACACGAUGAGAGCGACGCAUACAUAGCCAACGAGUAGAUCCUCCAGGCAUUCUUCCAUGCCGUUGAGGCUUCCUGAAUGAGUCUGGCCGUCGAUAAUGCCGAAAAAUUACUGGUAGAUGUGAUGUGAAGUACUCUCGAUCUACCACGGUGUUGGUGCUACUAAUACUCGCACGGUAACUUCACAUGUUUUGAAGGAUAAAGCUGAAAAAGUGGUUGAAAGUUUAGUGUUUGAAGAAAGUAGUUAGUUAAGGAUAGAAAAAACUGAACCCUGGUAGUAGCCACUUACUUUACGGCGGACCAUACACGCGGAAAAAGUUUUGGGACUUGGUAAUUUGAUGUGCUGUCUGAUGCCCGGAUAAAUAAAUGAAGUGGUUCAGUUUAGCACUGUUA
Molecule: messenger RNA, 4891 nt
Organism: Hordeum vulgare subsp. vulgare (domesticated barley)
Lineage: Eukaryota; Viridiplantae; Streptophyta; Magnoliopsida; Poales; Poaceae
Product: ABC transporter C family member 3-like
Exons: 10
Coding region: 22-4527 (1501 amino acids)
Biological process (GO): transmembrane transport
Cellular component (GO): plant-type vacuole; vacuolar membrane
Molecular function (GO): ATP hydrolysis activity; ATP binding; ABC-type transporter activity
Source: RefSeq, a predicted model, not a curated record